UACAGAGAGAAAAGAUGAAGAAGAUCUUCCGUCCACUGAUUCACUCUCCAAGUGGCCGCAACGCCUAGAACUGAGCUGAUCCCAAACGUGGAGCCAGGAGCCUUUUCUGGAUCUCCUACAUGGGUGCAGGGUCCCAAGGCUUUGAGCUGUCCUUGACUGCUUUCCCAGGCCACAAGCGGGAGUGGAGCUUGCUCGCUGUACCUGCUGCUUCAUGCUUGAGGAUAUCAAUGGAAAAGGCCAGGGCAUGAACAUACGGAUGGCCAUGGGCCUGAGCUUUAUGUGGCAGCAACUGGUUGACCAGAACCAUAGCUCUAGGAAUGGACAGAUGGAGGCCGUGGUGCUGAGCUGUUCAUUGUGCCAACAGGACCUGCGAAAAGUAGGCUCUCUGCAGCUUCCCUGCCAGCAUUUGCUCUGUAAGGACUGUUUCCAGGCCCUCAUCCAGGAGCUGGGGCACAUAGCCAGAGCUCACGGAUCUGUCUCAGAUGAGCUCAUCUCCUGUCCAGGGUGCAAGCAAGUGUUCCUUACCAGGGAUGUAACUGAGCAUUUUUUUCUGCAGUGUUUUGCUACUGGGCAACCCAAGAUGGCCAGGAACUGCUCCGAGUGCAAGGAGAAGAGGGCGGCACAUAUCCUGUGCACAUACUGCAAUCGCUGGCUGUGCAGCUCGUGCACCGAGGAGCACCAGCACAGCCCUGCUCCUGGGGGCCCGCUCUUCCCCCGGACCCAGAAAGGAGCUCCAGGAGUGAAUGGUGGUUCUGGGGAGUUUGCCUUGUACUGUCCUCUGCACACACAGGAAGUGCUGAAGCUAUUCUGCGAGACCUGUGAUGUGCUCACCUGCCAUAGCUGUCUGAUGGUGGACCACAAAGAACACAGGUGCAGACAUGUUGAAGAAGUACUGCAAAACCAGAGGAUGCUUCUGGAAAGUGUGACUACACAGGUGGCCCAUAAGAAGUCCAGUCUACAGACAUCUGCCAAGCAAAUUGAGGACAGGAUUUUUGAAGUGAAGCAUCAGCACAGGAAAGUGGAAAACCAAAUCAAAAUGGCUAAGAUGGUGCUGAUGAAUGAGCUGAACAAACAGGCCAAUGGACUCAUAGAGGAACUGGAGGGCAUAACUAAUGAGAGAAAGCGGAAACUGGAGCAACAAUUACAGAGCAUCAUGGUUCUCAACCGUCAGUUUGAGCAUGUGCAGAAUUUUAUCAAUUGGGCUGUCUGCAGCAAAACAAGUAUCCCUUUCCUUUUCAGCAAGGAACUGAUUGUGUUUCAGAUGCAGCGAUUACUGGAGACAAGUUGUAACACAGAUCCCGGCUCCCCUUGGAGUAUCAAGUUCACUUGGGAGCCUAACUUCUGGACCAAGCAGCUGGCUUCCCUUGGUUUUUUGCUUGUUUUCCUCAUCCCUUUGAUCCAGUUCAGCAAAUCUUUAAGGGACACAUUCAGCAAAGGCUGUAUAACUACAGAAGGUGGACAGCAGUCUCGGGCAGACACUCCUGCUUAUGGAAGCUUACAGGGAACGUCAUCCUUUUAUCAAAGCCACCAGUCCCCUGUGGCUCAGCAAGAGGCUCUAAGCCACACUCCUCACAAGUUCCAGGCUCCGACACUGUGUUCCUCAUCUGUGUGCUGCUCCCACUGCACCCCAGUCUCACCCUCCCUCAAAGGUCAGGUGCCCCCACCCAGCAUCCACCCAGCCCAUGGCUUUAGGCAGCCCUCUGAGAUGGUGUCCCAGCAGUUGGGGCCACUGCAGUGUCCCACCCUGCAACCUAGGGAGAAAGAGCUGACCUGUAGUCCGCAUCCACCAAAACUGCUUCAACCCUGGCUGGAAACCCAGCCCCCAGCAGAGCAGGAGAGCACAUCCCAGCGGCUGGGGCAACCACUGGCUUCCCAGCCCGUGUGCAUCGUCCCCCCACAGGAUGUCCAGCAAGGAGCCCACGCCCCGCCCACCUUGCAGACACCCUCUAUCCAAGUCCAGUUCGGCCACCACCAGAAGCUGAAGCUUAGUCACUAUCAGCAGCAAGCACAGCAGCAGCUGCCACCUCCCCCACCUCCGGCCCCGCAGCAGCCACCCCCGCCUCUGCCUCCAUCCCAGCACCUGGGGUCUAGUCAGCAUGAGGGCCCCCCUGGUCCCACCUGUUCCCAGAAUGUGGACAUAAUGCACCACAAGUUUGAGCUGGAGGAAAUGCAGAAGGACUUGGAGCUUCUUCUACAGGCUCAACAGCCCAGCCUGCAGCUGAGUCAGACCAAAUCUCCUCAGCAUCUGCAGCAAACCAUUGUGGGGCAGAUCAACUACAUCGUGAGGCAGCCUGCGCCCGUCCAGUCCCAGAGCCAGGAGGAUACUGCUCAGGCUGCAGAUGAGUCCCCUGCCUCUGAGGGCCCAAAGCCAGCUCUCCCAGUUGACAAGAAUUCUGCUGCUGCUGCCUUGCCACAGGCACCUGGGGAAGAAACUCCUCACAUUGUCCCCCCAGGGGAUGGCGCCAUCCAGCACUCCUCUCCCAGUGUGGUGAGAAAGCAUUCCACCUCGGUCAGCAUCAUGGGCUUCUCCAACACUCUGGAGAUGGAGGUGUCAUCUACCAGGCUGGCAAGGACUGUGGAGCCGCCACAGAUCAAGGGUGGGAGCAGCCUCACCACUGCACCUCCCCAAGCAGUACCAAGCCUGCUGAGUGGCACCCCUCAUUCUGUGCCAAGUCUGAUGAGUGUUCAGAACCACACCAUGCCCACCCUGACAACCAGUCACCUACAGACUGUGCCCAGCCUUGUGCGUGGCACUUUCCAGUCCAUGCCUAACCCAAUGAGUGAAUCCCCCCAGGCCAUUGCAAGCCUCAGAAGUGAUCACUCUCAGACCGCGUCCAGGCUGAUGUCUGGUCACAUGCAGUCUGUGUCCAGUUUGACCAGUCGUCCUCUGCAGAGCGUACCUCCGAUGCCUGAAAUGCAGCCAGAAACUGGGUCCAGCUCCAGCUCCAGCUCCAGUCCUGGCUCUGGUCGACCAGCAGGGAGCCUGUGUCCUGGGGAUGGGGCUGACAGCUCCCUAGUGAAUGCCCUGUGUAAGAUGGAGAGUGAGGAUUCCACCAGCUUCACUGACUUAGUGGGACAAGGCCCUCCACCUUCUGGACUGGCUGCCAAGGACUUGGCAAUUUCCUCAGAACUGGAAGAGCCAAUUAACCUGUCUGUGAAGAAACCUCUCCCAACACCAGCGAUCAACACAUCCACGGCUUUGCAGCAGUACCGGAACCCAAAAGAAUUUGAGAAUUUUGAACAAGGAGCCCUAGAACUGGAUACAAAAAAGAACCAGAGCAUCAGAUCCUUCCACAGUGAGCCCAAGAUUCCUUAUGUGAGGCUGGAGCGACUCAAGAUCUGUGCUGCCUCCUCUGGAGAGAUGCCUGUGUUCAAGCUGAAGCCACAGAAGAGUGAUCAGGAUGGGAGCUUCCUGCUGGUUAUUGAGUGUGGCACCGAGUCCUCCAGCAUGUCCAUUAAGGUCAGCCAGGACAGCCUGCCUAAUGACAUCCAAACUGCAGGCCUGGGGGGCAGAAAGGUCACUGUCACUUCUUUGACUGGGCAGCGGCCACCAGAGGUGGAGGGCACAUCUCCUGAAGAACAUAGACUCAUCCCUCGAGCAUCUGGAGCCAAGAAGGGACCCCCAGUCCCAAUCGAAAAUGAAGACUUCUGUGCUGUGUGCCUCAAUGGGGGGGAGUUACUGUGCUGUGAUCGCUGCCCAAAAGUGUAUCACCUCUCCUGCCAUGUGCCAGCCUUGCUCAGCUUCCCAGGGGGAGAGUGGGUUUGUACCUUGUGCCGCAGCCUGAGCCAGCCAGAGAUGGAGUACGACUGUGAGAAUGCCCGGUAUAGCCAGCCUGGAAUGCGGGCACCUCCCGGCCUGAGCAUAUAUGACCAGAAGAAGUGUGAGAAGCUCAUCCUGUCCCUGUGCUGCAACAGCCUCAGCCUGCCCUUCCACGAACCCGUCAGCCCUCUGGCCCGGCAUUACUACCAAAUUAUCAAGAGGCCCAUGGACCUGUCCAUCAUCCGGAGGAAGCUGCAAAAGAAGGACCCUGCUCACUAUACCACCCCAGAGGAAGUGGUGUCCGACGUGCGUCUCAUGUUCUGGAACUGUGCCAAGUUCAAUUAUCCCGAUUCAGAGGUGGCAGAAGCCGGCCGCUGCCUGGAGGUGUUCUUUGAGGGCUGGCUGAAGGAAAUCUACCCAGAGAAACGGUUCGCUCAGCCACGCCAGGAGGAUUCUGACUCCGAGGAGGUGUCGAGUGAGAGUGGAUGUUCCACUCCCCAGGGCUUUGCGUGGCCCCCCUGCAUGCAGGAGGGCAUCCAGCCCAAGAGGCGGCGGCGACACAUGGUAAAGGAGAAUGAGAAAGCAAAGAAAAUGUCUUUCCGCCUGGCCAACAGCAUCUCCCAGGUGUGAGGAAGGAGCCUGAGCACUCUGGUAGCCAGCACCCUGUCCUGUUGACUAUUUCUUCCCAUCUUCCAGCUUAUUCUCUUCGGAAUGUGGCUAUGACAUGAGUCUUGUUGA
Molecule: messenger RNA, 4498 nt
Organism: Ochotona princeps (American pika)
Lineage: Eukaryota; Metazoa; Chordata; Mammalia; Lagomorpha; Ochotonidae
Gene: TRIM66
Product: tripartite motif containing 66
Exons: 22
Coding region: 212-4390 (1392 amino acids)
Molecular function (GO): protein binding; zinc ion binding
Source: RefSeq, a predicted model, not a curated record